AUUCCUCGUCUUUCUGCUCAUCCUGCCAGCCUCUCUUCAAAAACGGGCUAAAACCAAAACUUAUGUUUGACCUUUAGUGGUGAUGAUGAGUUAGGCACUUAGGCUAGACAAUCAUUUGACAGAGACUUGCAACCAUUAAAGAGAAACAGCUACAGACUUUGAAUAGUUCCAAGGCAUUAAAAAAAAACUGCAGUCUUAGCUAUUUUUAAAUCUUUAAUAUUUCGAAAAAUUGAGACCAAAUGAACCAGAAUGAGCCUUAUCUGAAUGGCUUCUUUAAUCUUUGCCAUUAGAGUUGUUCAGAGACCACCCAAAACCUUGCCGCAAAUCCUACUCCUAUGCCUAUGUAAAACCACAACAUUUCAUUACUUUCUUCAUAUUUUUUAGUAGCUCUGUUGAUUUCCAUCAAUGGCAAGACACAAAGUGCAGAGCAUCAUUAUCAUAUUCACCAUCCUCAAUGUCGAUAAAGUUGCAAGCUUUGGUUCGUGUUUUUGGACAGGGAUCAGGGGAACACGGAGAAAACGGAGUUGGGCAAAAGAAAACGUGGUAUUUGGGCCUCAAGUUUUAACUAGCACCAGGCCCUAAUGCCAGAGUCUCCCAACACUACCCUAGACUCUAGAGGCAGCUAAUAGAAGAUGUAUCGUGUAAUAGAGAACUCAAAGCUAACCCGAUCAGAAUUAUUCUCCUUUCAAAAAUGCCGAGAGAGAAGAGUCCUGGUCUCAAGAUCCUCUGGCUUUGGACCAUUGGAACUGCCGCCAUUCUCGUUACAACUGUGGUGAGGACGAGGCUAAGAGACAUGGAACAACUAAUGAACGCUGAACAGCAACAACAGCAGACUCAGAGUACUCUCAGAGAUUCACUUAUUGUAGACUCGUCGCCGGAGCCCCAAGAGGGAAUAAUUCGAGAAGUGAAAUAGUAGAUAUUUGUUUCAAAUUUAAGUUCCCAUUUUCUGUAUUUUCUUCUGAAAGGUGCAAGCUUGCUUGUAGUCUUAAGUUUCGAUAACAAUAAGAACGCAACGCACUCUAUGUGUUUAUCAUGUGUUUGACUGACGUUCCGAGAGAAUAUAUACCAAGUUUCGGAUUCCCAUUUUGUAUACUCUAAAUGUAUCUUGCCAUUUAUAUGAUGCUAGAUUAUGGGUUGUAUAGGGCGCCCAAGUUGUUUGUUGAAUGUUCUAAGUGAAACUGUGCCUUCAAAUCCUAUGAAUGUUUUAAUGAUCAAAGAUGGUUUUGACAGUAUGGUUUGGUUAAGCCCAGUUCCCUGGCUUGGAAGUUGCAUGAGUGAUGAUUACCAUAAUUUUUAGCACUUCUGAAAGAAAUAUCUGCAUUUUGUUAUAUUUGGGUUGAAGUGUUCAUUUCAGCUAAUUCUUUUUUUUUUGCUUAGGGAAUACUGAGCAAAGUUGAAGCAAACAAUUUUAGCUAAAGGACUAAUUAGUAUUAUUUGACUGUUCCUAUGAAUGUUUUAAUGAUCAAAGAUGGUUUUGACAGUAUGGUUUGGUUAAGCCCAGUUCCCUGGCUUGGAAGUUGCAUGAGUGAUGAUUACCAUAAUUUUUAGCACUUCUGAAAGAAAUAUCUGCAUUUUGUUAUAUUUGGGUUGAAGUGUUCAUUUCAGCUAAUUCUUUUUUUUUGCUUAGGGAAUACUGAGCAAAGUUGAAGCAAACAAUUUUAGCUAAAGGACUAAUUAGUAUUAUUUGACUGUUCCUAUGAAUGUUUUAAUGAUCAAAGAUGGUUUUGACAGUAUGGUUUGGUUAAGCCCAGUUCCCUGGCUUGGAAGUUGCAUGAGUGAUGAUUACCAUAAUUUUUAGCACUUCUGAAAGAAAUAUCUGCAUUUUGUUAUAUUUGGGUUGAAGUGUUCAUUUCAGCUAAUUCUUUUUUUUUGCUUAGGGAAUACUGAGCAAAGUUGAAGCAAACAAUUUUAGCUAAAGGACUAAUUAGUAUUAUUUGACUGUUCCUAUGAAUGUUUUAAUGAUCAAAGAUGGUUUUGACAGUAUGGUUUGGUUAAGCCCAGUUCCCUGGCUUGGAAGUUGCAUGAGUGAUGAUUACCAUAAUUUUUAGCACUUCUGAAAGAAAUAUCUGCAUUUUGUUAUAUUUGGGUUGAAGUGUUCAUUUCAGCUAAUUCUUUUUUUUUUGCUUAGGGAAUACUGAGCAAAGUUGAAGCAAACAAUUUUAGCUAAAGGACUAAUUAGUAUUAUUUGACUGUCCUUUGGAGCUUUGAACCAAUGUAAAGCCAACUCAAUUUGAAUGAUUACUUUCAUGAAGUAAAGAGAGAAGUGUAGAUAUUCAGCCUUUCUUUUCUUGAUGAACAAACUUUGAUGCUUUUGAUGGUCUGAUUUCUUUACUUUAUUAUGUUACUGCUACGGCUAUGUGCUUCAGGCAUCUCUCCUACAAUGCAAAUCAAGUUUUGCACUAAAGAUAAAAGUUUGGAGAGUAAGCAGAUCGUGAGUUGGUUAAUAUGUCAUUAAAAAAGGCCAGUCAGAUGCUUAGAGCUGAUAAUUUAGAAAAUAUUGCUGGUUCACUAUUUCUGCCGAUUGUCAGCCACUGUAGGCGAUCAAUUUCCUACAUGUUCCUCUGUGAGUUCUUUAGAAAACCCUUUUUUUCCAGUGGAUAAAUUGAACCAACUCCAAUUGAUGAUUUGUCCUGCAUGUUGGAGUGAAAGUUUCUCACAACAACAAUGCUUAUGUUUAUCCUUCAGAAAACAUAAAGCAGUUUGUUUAUACAAAUACAAGGAACUACCAAUGUUGAUUUUUUAUUACACUAUCUGUUGAAAUUACUUAUAGACAGAGAAAAAGACAAAGGCAGCCGAUGUUUUGGAAGCAGCUGGAGAACUGCUUUGGUAUGACUUGAUAUCUAGAAAACUAGUAAUGGAAAAGAUCUUUAAAUGUUCUUGAUUGUGAUAUUGAUGAUAGUAUUACAUAAUCAGAUAUUAUACCGAAUAGUAAUGGAUCGUGAAUUAUAUCAUGCUGUACUUCAUGGAGAUAAAAAAUUCUUUGAGAAUCUCCAAGUUUCUGAUUCAUAUGAUUUAUUAGAGGUGACAUCUGGCCACAAAAACUCCAUUAUUCAUGUUGCAGCAAAAUGUGGGGAGAUGCAGAUAGCAGAAAAGCUCAUAGCUUUAUGUCCAUCACUUUUGCAUCAGACUAAUGCAAAAGGAGAUUCUCCGCUACAUAUUGCUGCAAGAUUGGGUCGUUUCCAGAUGACUCAACUUCUAAUUAAUUGUGCAAAGCUUGUGGAAGUUGAAGGGGAAAAGAAGCUGGUGAGGAUGCAGAAUCUGGACAAAGAUACUGCUUUGCAUGAGGCUGCACGAAAUGGGCACUUUGAGAUUGUCAGUUUACUAAUAUAUGAGGACCCAGAAUUAGCUCAAAUUGUCAAUAAUGCUGGAGAGUCCUCACUUUUUCUUGCUUUAGACAGAAAGUUCUAUAAAAUUGCUCGCCUUAUCCUUGAAGUUGCUCCUACAUGCUCCUAUGGAGGUCGGAAUAGCAUGAAUGUCUUGCAUGUGGCCAUCAUUCGGGCAGACAAGAAUUUCAUGAGUGAGGUGCUUAAAAGGUGUCCAUCUGCAAUUGCUGAAGCUGAUAAGUUUGGAUGGAUUCCUCUUCAAUAUGCUGCAUAUUUGGGCAAUGCAGAAGUUGUUGAACUCUUACUACAGUUUGAUACCUCCCUAGCUUAUGCGAAGGACAAAGAAGGCAUGACUGCUCUUCACAUUGCAGCAAAGGCUGGUCAUGGUUAUGUGAUCCAACAGCUCAUUGCAAAAUAUCCUGAUAUUCCUGAGUUGUUGGAUAAUAGAGAUCAAACAGCUCUCCACGUUGCUGCAGAAAGUGGAAAGAGAAGUGUAGUCAAGAUAUUCUUAUCAAUUUCAGUUUCUGCAGACCUUAUAAACGAUCGAGAUAAAGAUGGAAACACGCCUUUACACUUGGCUGCUCUUCAAGGACACUAUGAAGCUUUACUAUUGCUAGUAAAUGAUUACAGAGUUGACAAAUGUGCUGUAAACAACAUUGGCCUGACCACUUUUGACAUUAUUAAAUCAAGUGUGCAGCUUAAACAGCACGAAAAGGCUAGAAUUUAGUGGAAACUGGGGCCAAGGGGUGCUUUAAGAAGCUCAGAACAAUCAGCCGCCAUAGAGACUAUAAAAGUGGAAGCUAUUGAGACACAGGGACACGGCCAACCACAGACAGAGAGGAAAGAACCAGGCAGUGGUGUAUCCGGAGAGGA
Molecule: messenger RNA, 4196 nt
Organism: Manihot esculenta (cassava)
Lineage: Eukaryota; Viridiplantae; Streptophyta; Magnoliopsida; Malpighiales; Euphorbiaceae
Product: protein ACCELERATED CELL DEATH 6-like
Exons: 4
Coding region: 2872-4050 (392 amino acids)
Cellular component (GO): plasma membrane
Molecular function (GO): protein phosphatase regulator activity; protein phosphatase 1 binding
Source: RefSeq, a predicted model, not a curated record